Molecule: messenger RNA, 2343 nt
Organism: Ictidomys tridecemlineatus (thirteen-lined ground squirrel)
Lineage: Eukaryota; Metazoa; Chordata; Mammalia; Rodentia; Sciuridae
Source: RefSeq, a predicted model, not a curated record
CCGUUCUCUCGCCCCCCCCAUUCUGAUCAACUUAAGGAGCCACGGGUUCUGCUCUGUGCUGUGAUAGUGAAGAGCUGUGGGUCGUUGGACAAGUUUUCAUAUUCUCUGAAACCAGACUAAGGCGAGGGCAAGGGCUUUUCCUCUUGUGGGCUCUGCCCAGCCUGCUCUGUUGGACAAGAUUUGCGUCCAGUCCCGAGCUCAGCGAGAAGCUGUUAUAGCCACUGACUGUGACUAUCAUGAGAACCCCUGCUGGGGACCAGGAGGAGCUGGGGGUCGGCUUGUGCUGUGGAAAUCGUGCUCAGCAAGAGACCCAGCACCACUCGAGGGUUGGAGAAGUCAGGUUUAUGGCGCCGCUGGAUCCAGCUGAGCCAGUGGUGGCUUCUGAAGUUCUGGGCCCAGAGCUGAGGUCACAUGGAGCUUUCAGAGGAAAUCGGAUGUCAUUCCUUGCCUAGGACAGUAUUGGCAGGCUUGAUUCUUGGGCCACAGGAGCACAGACCAUGAGCAGAAAAUCUUAUUUAUUGAAGCAGAACAAAGGCAGAGGAGAAUCUGCAAGGGAUGUCGGGAAGUGGCCUUUGUCACAGGGAGGUGUUUCUCAAGGUCCCAGGAGCUUACACUCCCCAGGGUGUGAAUUAUAGCAUAGAAAUGUUACGGUUUAAGCCAGUGUUGAAACAACACUCUCACAGAGACCAGCAAUUAAGUAACUCCUGGGAAGACCCAGCCACCGAGUGCUGUUUCCCUCUUCACUUGGACUCCUGGCUCCUCUGAGGUCCGGCUGGACAGAGGCUUCUCUGAUCCCUCUGGGUAACAGUGCUGCAGUCACUGAGUCCAAACCCGUUGGCGCUCCACCCUGGUCACACUCUGCUUCAGCUUCCUGUGGAAUGAACCACAAAGUGCUGGGGGCAGGGAGUGUUGCCCUCUGGGCGGGUCUGGAGGAGACGGGCACCCUGCACCAGCAUGAGGCCAAGCCUGGGCGCUGGCCAGAGUCCUGAGCAGGAAGGAAGAGGGUCACUGGACCCCGCGGGCCUCGUGCUGGAGAGGCCCAGCCGCGGGGCCCACUGACAGGCUCGUGGAGGGGAAGCCUGGGAGCCUUAAAGAAGGAUGGGGCGUGACGGCCCAAAGUGCCCAGGGUGGGCUGGGGGAGGUAGGACGCCAGGUCAGCAGGGAGCCCAGCGGGCUGGGAGGGAGGCUCAGACCAGAGAGCCCUCUGUGAACCACUUUAGAACCCAAACAGGUAGCGAGAAGCUCCUGACCUCAGCCUCAGCCCAUUGUGACGUCGCCAGCAGGGCUGGUUCCCCACGGCCAGCGCCACCGCCUCCGCCUGGCCUCCUCCACCUCCCAGCCCACAGCCCGCCCAGGCCCAUGCUUCUCUUCUCAGUUGUGCUGCUCAUUACCCACGCCACGGGGGCGGACCCAGCAGGAUGUGGCGAGAGGCCCACUUUCGAGGACCGGAAGAUGCGGCAUUCCAGAAUCGUCGGGGGGCUGGAGGCUGAGGUGGGUGAGUUUCCGUGGCAGGUGAGUAUCCAGGCAACCAAUCAACAUUUCUGUGGCGGCACCAUCCUCAACUCGUGGUGGAUCCUCACAGCUGCUCACUGCGUGAUCGGCGAGUUACCCACAGAGGAACUGAGUGUUGUGCUGGGGACCAACGACUUGACCAGCCCACGUCUGGAAAUAAAGCCGGUCAGCAGCAUAGUUUAUCACAAUAAAUUUAAGAGAGAAAGCAUGGACAACGACAUCGCCUUGCUGAUGGUGGCCUCGCCCAUCGAGUUCAAUAGCCUGACAGUGCCCAUCUGCAUGCCCCCAGAGCCCAUGCCUUCCAAGUGGCACAAGUGCUGGGUGGCAGGGUGGGGCCAGACCACUUCAGCUGACAAAGGGUCUAUGAAAACCGAUCUGUUGAAAGCGCCAAUGGUCAUCAUAGAUUGGAAUGAAUGCGCAAAAACGUUUACAAAACUUACCAAAAAUAUGCUGUGCGCAGGAUUCAUGAACGAGAGCUACGAUGCCUGCCAGGGCGACAGCGGGGGGCCCCUGGUCUGCACGACAGAAGGAAGCAAGAAGUGGUACCAGGUGGGCAUCAUCAGCUGGGGCAGGAGCUGUGGGCAGAAGAACACCCCGGGAAUAUACACCUCGCUGGCCAACUACCAGCCCUGGAUCAGGAACGUCACCCAGGUGGAGGGGAGGCCCCUUGACACGGAGCACACGCGGUCCACCCUGAAACACAAGUCGAGGGACUCCAGGUCCUCGGGGUGCUCCGAGCUGGGCAGCCCCAGGUGCUGGCUCCUGCGGGGGCUUCUGUCCUGCCUCUGGCUCAGGGCCGUUUUCAACGGGUAAUAAAAGUACUUAACCAAA